This is a messenger RNA of Mytilus californianus (California mussel), 1450 nucleotides long. Its product is annotated as ADP-ribose pyrophosphatase, mitochondrial-like. The record is from RefSeq and is a predicted model, not a curated record. The coding region runs from base 99 to 1439 and encodes 446 amino acids. Gene Ontology annotation, molecular function: ADP-ribose diphosphatase activity. NCBI's taxonomy places the organism in Eukaryota, Metazoa, Mollusca, Bivalvia, Mytilida, Mytilidae. The transcript is spliced from 8 exons.
AGUUAAAAAGAUCAGAGGAUUACAACUACUGGAAGAAAUGUUCACAUGAAUAUGUUAGUGUACAGGAAGAACAGACUGAAGUGGAGUCUAUCCAAAAGAUGCAGGCUCAAAUAUUACAAAAUUUGCAAGAUGACAUGAGGUUUCAGAAGAAAACAAUGAGGCAAAUGACAGACAGAAUCAUGGAGUUAGAUAGAACAUUACACUCCAGUAGAAUGUACUUGGAGAGUAUCUCUCAUAAACUUGACAAGAAUGAUGUAUUAGGAGUAUCCACAAAUAAAGGUGCACUGGUUCAUGUGGCAGCUAGACUUUCACCAUACCCAGGUACCAGUUUAACCAGGUUCCAGGUGCUAGAUAAGGAUGUCGCAUGGGAGAAAACAUGUUUAGUGUAUGACCCAAAAACAUAUACUAAACCAAUAGAUGCCUUUCCUGAUGAAGAGAGGGUUUAUGUGGAUGAAGACAUUUUAUUCAUUACAUUGCAACAACAAGAAAGAGAACUCUUAACAGAAGAAGAAAUAGCUGUAUUACCUUGUUUGCCAAUUAUCAAUAUGGUAUGGAACAAAGUAGUGACAAAGAAAGUUCAAGGAGUCAAAGGAAAGAGAAUGUUUGAUAGGAGGUCAUGGAUAAUGUUGGAUAAUGAAAUGUGUAGAUAUAAAAUUGAUCCACUUGGUCUUCCUCUAAAUCCAAUGGGUAGAACUGGCCUUAUAGGUAGAGGUGCACUGUGGCAAUGGGGACCGAAUCAUCAAAUUUUAGCUGUUUGUACAAGAUGGAGACGAGCAGACAGUGCAGAUGGCCAACCACCAGGAUUUUUGUAUGUUGAAGGAAAGAAAGUUAUGGAAUUCAUUGCAGUGAAAAAGGGUGAUGAUGGAGACGAAACUAGCUUUGGUUUACCAGGGGAAUAUCUUCAUGGUCUUGUAUCACGGUACAGCACUUUGAUCCAAGCCUUUAAAAGAGAUGUAUUAGAUGAACCUGAUAACCAGGGUAAAGCCAAUUUAGAUCAAGGGGAUUUAAUACAGUAUUUUUCCCAGUUUGCAGAACUCAAUCUUGGCAGCAUCACUAAUUUAGGACCUAAGAUCACAGGAACCUCUCUGACUCGUUCAGCUUCACAUCCCUGUCUGAGCAGUGCCGCACCUGCCACCAAUGUUCCAACUUUCACAACCAUGUCAAAAUCUAGUUCUAAAAAAACUGAUAUAGAUUCUACAGGAUUCAGUGCCUCCCAAGUAUAUAAAGGAUACAUUGAUGAUCCCAAAAACACAGAUAAUGCCUGGAUAGAAGCAGAAGUCUGGAAUUUCCAUUAUGAUGCCGGAGAUAUAUAUGAUAUAAAAUUACCAGAUGACUCCAACAAAGUCAUGUGGAAAGAGAUUUCACCAAAUGUCAGGAUAUAUGGAAAUGAAGGCGUCAUUGUCCAGGAAGCUGCCAAAAUUCAAGAUGCUUAUUUUUGAUUGUUAUGUAA